UAUGUGUGUGUUAGUGAGUGUGUCUGAGGCUCGUCGAGCAGCAGGGGAACUUGAAAACUUCACCGCGUUCACCGAGGGACAUCUCUGACCGGAGAUUUGGCGUUUAGGGAGCCGAAUCCGCCGCUUCCAGUCCAGCUGUGAUCGACAGAGGAGGACCGGUCCGGUUCUCAGCACUGGAACGAUUUCCGGCCAACAUGGAUGAUUUAGAUGCUUUGUUGGCGGACCUUGAGUCCACAACAUCCCACAUUGCCAAGCAUCCUCUCUUCCUGUCUGACGAGACCGCCUACUCCUUCCCUGUGGGGAGUCAGACCCAGCCAGACAUCUGCUCUCCAUCCCAAGUCCCAUCCACUCCCUCUGAGCAGACCCUAAACGGACUGGAUGAAACAGAGUCCUUCAGCUCAGCUCAGAGAAGUCCCUGGUCUAGAGAUAGCAGCAGUCCAACACAACCCAUCGGUGGAGAGGACCACGUUUACAGUUUCCCUAAUAAGCAGAAGAGUAGUGAGUCAUCAGCUGUUGCCAUGAACUCAUCCUUGGGCAGCAACCUGUCUGAGCUGGACCGCCUCCUGUUGGAGCUCAACGCUGUCCAGCAGAGCACCCCUGCCUUCCCCACAGAAGAAGAAGCAGCUCCUCCGCUGCCUGCCAGCAGCGUCAUCCACCAUAUCCAUGAGAAUGGAGUUGCAGGCAAGGCUCCUCCACCUGCAUUGGAGAAGCCCAAACGCAGUGCUGCAGCUCGAGGAGUAGGAGAUGUACGACCAAGUGUAGAGAGACUUCUGGAUGAGCUGGAAAGUUCUGUGCCCGCACCCAUUCCUACACCGUUGGUUGUGUCAGACAAACAAACAGAUGGACAAGAGGAAACACCAGCACAGCAGCAGGCCAGGAUGUCUGCCUCCUCUGCCACACGAGAGCUGGAUGAGCUAAUGGCCUCCCUGUCUGACUUCAAAGUCCAAAGCAAUAUCCAGUCCCAAGGAAAGACUUCUCCCACCGGUCCCCCCAAACCAGCCAACAAGCUGGACAACAUGCUGGGAAGCCUGCAGUCGGACCUCAACAGACUUGGAGUCCAGACGGUGGCUAAAGGUGUCUGCGGAGCCUGCAAGAAACCCAUUGUUGGGCAGGUGGUGACUGCCAUGGGCAGAACGUGGCACCCCGAGCACUUUGUGUGCACCCACUGCCAGGAGGAGAUAGGCUCCAGGAACUUCUUUGAGCGGGAUGGGCAGCCUUACUGUGAGAAAGACUACCACAGCCUGUUCUCACCGCGAUGCCACUACUGUAAUGGACCCAUACUGGAUAGAGUGGUGACUGCUUUGGACAAGACUUGGCACCCAGAGCACUUCUUCUGUGCCCAGUGUGGAGCCUUUUUUGGACCAGAAGGUUUCCAUGAGAAGGAUGGAAAGGCAUUCUGCAGAAAGGACUACUUUGACAUGUUUGCCCCUAAAUGUGGUGGCUGUGCCCGUGCCAUCCUUGAGAACUACAUCUCUGCUCUAAACUCACUCUGGCACCCUGAAUGCUUCGUCUGCAGGGAGUGCUUCACGCCAUUCAUAAACGGCAGCUUCUUUGACCACGAGGGCCAGCCGUACUGUGAGUCGCACUACCACGAGCGGCGCGGCUCGCUGUGCUCCGGCUGCCAGAAGCCCAUCACCGGCCGCUGCAUCACUGCCAUGGGCAAGAAGUUCCACCCAGAGCACUUUGUGUGCGCUUUCUGCCUCAAGCAGCUCAACAAAGGCACCUUCAAGGAGCAGAAUGACAAGCCCUACUGCCAAGGCUGCUUCAUUAAACUCUUCAGUUAGACUGUGUGUUUGUGUAUAAAUGUGUGUGCACACGCGUCGACACAUUUAUUUACGUGCCUGAAUGCACGUGUGGAUGAGUGUGCACUCAAAUGUCUAGCAUGUAUGAGUCAGUGAAGUGUUUUUCUGAGUCUGUGAUCACAUCACAAGGGUGAGAAAUGUCUCUGACCAUUGACCCUUCACUCUGAAGGGACUUCCCUGGCUGUCCAACCUCUCAGGCUUGGCAUUUCACACUUUUGCUAAGGACGUUUUUAAACAGAGCCCAAAGAGAUUUUUAUUUAGCAUUUUAUUCCUGUGUGUGCAGCAAAGAAAAUGCAUUAAUUUCCCCUUGUGUGUGUACAGAUAGAAGCAUAUGAGGGUCAAAUUAAGAAGUCCUCAGAGCCCCGAUUUGUAAAUGAUUUUAUUCCCCCAUUGCAGGGCAAGACCUUGCACCAUAUGGUGGUUUUGUUUGAUUGCAUGGACCAUGGAGAGUUGACUUAAGCGGUUUCAAAAUAUGUUGAGUGUUAAAUACCCAGUGCUUGGCCAAUGAGCACUGAAAAUACUCUAUGAAAAAGAUGUAUUUUUCUAGCUUUGGAAACUAUUGAGGUGCCAUUUAAAAUGAAAACACUCCAUGUGUACAUGCACACAGACACACACUGAACUUCUUCAAUUCUUUAAAAUACCAGUUCAAACUCUUUGCACACUCUAACCACAGAUCUCUUGAUGAGACCAUCUUAAGGUGCGUUUUACAGGUGUCGGCAAGAUAUUAGCUAGCCCUUAUUUUUCUACUGUUUUACUAUGAAAAUGAACCCAGAUGCUUUCUCAGUUUCAGCAUACAUUACAUUCAUAUUUGUGUUUUCAUUUUUUCCCAGUGGAAGUGAAAUCAAACAUUAGAAAGUAAUCACACUGAACUUUUUCCCCCUGUAGCAACUUGGGAGUUUGUUUUUACUUCCCUAUUGCAAAGUGUGUGUUGUGUCACAUACAUUUGAAUAAUGUUCAAAUAAAAUUUAACGGUUGCGACAGGAUAGUAAAUGGAUAGUAAAGGAUAGUAAAUGUACAAUGGUUAUUAAUAUUGAUCUUGUGGUGCAAUUUAAAACAAGCCAAGACAAAAUUAAUUGUAUUCUCCAGUUUAAAAGCGGAGAUUUCACUGCUGUAUUUGCCCACACAGUAUAAAUUCAGAAGAAUUCAGUUUAGGAUUAGAAGCGUGGUUUCAUUUAUGUGGCACUAGCUGCCAGUUGCUGUUACAAUCAGAGUCUAAAUUUAUAUACCUGUAAUAUGCUCGACUUUGUGACGGAGCUGUGUUUUGUCACUGUUUUUGAUGAAUCUAGAGAUAUUUUUUAGCUGUUUGGGCUCACACUGAUAUGCAAGGAGCUGGCUCUAUUGACAUGUAGGCUAACAAUAGUUUGCCCUGUUGUCACAAACACGCACCAGCCUGGAUUCCAGUGUGUCAGACUUCCAAGGAAACGCAGCCCUUAUCAUUUUUGUUACGAGUCGUGAACUGUGACCCUGCUGUCUGAGUUGAUAUCAGCGCGUGGCUCACUGAUGGAAGCUGGAUGUUAGUGUUAGCUGGUCAGGAAUCAGAAUACGACACAGAGCCUGGGCCAAGCCUUUAGCUAAAUCUAUGUGAUUACUCAUUUCAUUUUUUUUUGACAAUGUUGCUUCUCUUUUAAUUUUGAUCAAUAGGUGUGCAAGGAGGGAAUACACAGUAUUCACAUUCAGAUCGUUUAACUUUGAGGGGAUGUUUGCUCUUGUGCCAAAUGUGUCAAUGCAAUAAGGUCUUAUACACUGUGGAGAUCUCAACCUUUCCUGUGAUUGGACUCUUUAUGGGCUGAACUCUGGGAGAGGCUUUAUCUGCUGUGGUGCAUUUUAACUCUGAACACCCAAAACUUUACACUGUAAUAGAAAAGCCAAGGAGAAACCUUCUGUCCUGCGUCAUUCAGCAGACAGCAUGGCGUACACUUGUAGCUGAUUCAGAUUUACAGGAAGUAGCAAGGGGAAAUGAACAGUUAAUUUAGCCCCAUGUAUAUUUAUCUGCAUACAGUAUACUGCCUUAUAGUUUUUGCUUCUGUCAAAGAGUUCAUGAGAGAAAAUCCAAGCCUUUUACUGUUGAGGAGAUUAUGUGGAUUUUGCUUUGUAAACGGAGACAUUCAUGUCAUCUUCUACCAUUUGAAUUGUCUCAUGAGCCAUAGAUGUUACUGGCUCUUUGUGUAGGUGGGGUGUAAGCUUAUGUGGGUCUUCAUUACUGACUGAUUAUUAUUACUGCUGCAAAUAAAACAAGUACUUUAUUUCUGGCA
Molecule: messenger RNA, 4054 nt
Organism: Micropterus dolomieu (smallmouth bass)
Lineage: Eukaryota; Metazoa; Chordata; Actinopteri; Centrarchiformes; Centrarchidae
Product: paxillin-like
Exons: 11
Coding region: 195-1784 (529 amino acids)
Biological process (GO): endothelial cell migration; substrate adhesion-dependent cell spreading; transforming growth factor beta receptor signaling pathway
Source: RefSeq, a predicted model, not a curated record